AUGUAUAAACUAUGGUAUUCAGGACGUUCUUUAGGCAAAAACGAGGUAGGAAUUUUAGUAGAUAGAGAUCUUAGGGAGCUGGUGGUAGAUGUUAAGAGGGUGAACGAUAGGUUGAUGGUUAUUACUUUAAGCAUGAUUAGCACAUACGCGCCGCAAGCAAGCUUGGACGAGCAGGUAAACAGGCUUUUCUGGGAGGAUUUAGAUGAGAUGGUGCCUGGUAUUCCGCACACGGAGAAGUUUUUCAUAGGAGGUGAUUUUAAUGGCCAUACUGGAAAGAUUGUUUGGGGUUAUGAUGAUGUAACAAUCCGGCCGGCUUACCUAGUCCCUAAGUCUAGGUGCCUUCAUGAAACCCAGCGGAGGGAAAAUUGGGAUGUGACAGACGAUGUGCACUGCAGGUUUGAUUUUGGAGUUAGGAACGAGGGUGGUGAUUCACUAUUGAAUUUUGCUAAAGCUUUUGAUCUAGUGGUAGUUAACUCGUGUUUUCAGAAGAAGGAGGACCGCUUGGUCACAUUCUGGAGUAUGGUGGCGAAGACCCAAAUUGAAUAUCUUCUCUGCAGGAAGAGGGAUAGAGGUCUAUGCACGGAUUGCAAGGUUUUACCAAGUGAGUGGCUUUCGACACAACACAGGCUCCUGUAA
Nicotiana tabacum (common tobacco) is the source of this 636-nucleotide messenger RNA. The record is from RefSeq and is a predicted model, not a curated record. NCBI's taxonomy places the organism in Eukaryota, Viridiplantae, Streptophyta, Magnoliopsida, Solanales, Solanaceae.